AUGAGGAUUGGGUUUACCGCGAAAUGCUUCCUGUACUGGAGGAAGAGCAAGGAUGGAGACUGUCUGGAUCACAGAGACUUCCAACCAGGUAAACCCAUCACUGAUGCCAUCUAUGGCAGCAGGAAAACCAUCUGUGUGAUCAGCCUGCAGAGCGAAUGGUGCUCCAGAGAGAUCCAGAUGGCCAGUUUCCGCCUGUUUGAUGAGAAGAAAGACGAGCUGAUUCUGUUGUUUUUGGAGGACAUUCCUCCUGAGCUUCUGUCUCCUUACCACCGCAUGAGAAAGCUGCUGAAGAAAUGCACCUACUUAAGCUGGUCUAAGGCUGAAAAACAUGCAGGAGUUUUCUGGCAAAACGUCCGGAAAGCUCUGCAGACAAAGAACGAUCCCCCUGAAAACCCAGGUCUCCUAACUGGACCAACACAAUGCUGAGAAAAGUGGAAGAGUGUAAUCCCAUUGACAAGCUCCCACUAAAGAUUUCUGAACAGGGAAAUCCUAAACAGCAUAAUUACUGUAUUGACCCUUUGCAACUACAUCACUUAAUCAUUCCCGGCGCCAUGAUGGACGUCGGAAGUGAGGGACGGGAGUACUAGGCAAAGCGACUGAAAUUGUUUUCCAAAGUAGUUUUUGCCAGUUUAUUCAUGGUUUCUUCUUGUUCGAGUCAAACUAAUUUGUCUGUGUACGUAACACACCUGGUUGGGGCUCACAGACGGCUGUAUUUACAAAAGUUGCAAACAGCUAGCUUAGAAACCGACCCAUACCUCCUCCCUCCUGAUGUGUUGAUCAAAUUACCGACUUUGCCUGAAUUCACACCACAUGAUUUACGUCACCGUGUCAUAAACAGCGUUUCUCCUCACACCGGAGGAGCCUUUAAAACGUAAAGACGACGAGAUGCUAACCAGUUUUUCUCCAAAAAAACUGGUGGCAUUGUCUCCAUGGUUACCAAUGGUUAGACACGUACCUUCUCCAUAACGCGAUAUUUGAUAUCUUUCUAAUUAAACUUACUUUUAAAGUAUAUGAACGUUAAUCUUCUUACCUUGUAAAAAGUGUUCGCUGCAAAUCCGCGAUUGCACCGAGGGCUGCCAGUCAUUGUGAUUAACGGCUGCUAUCCAUCGCCACCGCCAUCUUUGCUCAUUAAAAGUUAUACAAUAAGAUGACAA
Messenger RNA from Xiphophorus couchianus (Monterrey platyfish), 1154 nucleotides. Its product is annotated as toll-like receptor 13. Gene Ontology annotation, biological process: inflammatory response; toll-like receptor signaling pathway. Gene Ontology annotation, cellular component: plasma membrane. Gene Ontology annotation, molecular function: signaling receptor activity. NCBI's taxonomy places the organism in Eukaryota, Metazoa, Chordata, Actinopteri, Cyprinodontiformes, Poeciliidae. The record is from RefSeq and is a predicted model, not a curated record.